Messenger RNA from Saccharomyces cerevisiae S288C, 4311 nucleotides. RefSeq names its product tRNA (guanosine(18)-2'-O)-methyltransferase (gene TRM3). The transcript has a single exon. Gene Ontology annotation, biological process: RNA processing; tRNA methylation. Lineage: Eukaryota; Fungi; Ascomycota; Saccharomycetes; Saccharomycetales; Saccharomycetaceae. Bases 1 to 4311 code for a protein of 1436 amino acids. Gene Ontology annotation, cellular component: cytoplasm. Gene Ontology annotation, molecular function: RNA methyltransferase activity; tRNA (guanine) methyltransferase activity; tRNA (guanine(18)-2'-O-ribose)-methyltransferase activity. The record is from RefSeq and is marked reviewed.
AUGGUUGGAGGUGCUCUCAUCUGCAAAUAUUUACCACGCGAAGAGCAACUAAAGCUUAUAUCAGACUUGAUUCAGAAUGACAGCUUAGAAGAGGUGCUGGAGUUGAUUGAAACUUCGCCACUGGAUAUAACGACGGACAGCAACAUUGAAACACCAAUCUUUGAAAAAAUUACUGAGCAGGUCAUUGCGUAUGCUAGUAUAGACGGUGAAGCCAGGGAAAUGUUUCGCUCUUCGAGGGCUGAAAUGAACAAGGCGCUAAGAACUUCUGCACAAUUACUAUGUUGUUUACCCAGUGUAUGGCAUAAAUUUCAGGUGUGGAUGAGCUACCGGUUAAAUGACAUCAUUAGCGAAAACUAUAAACAUCUCUUCAAUGACAACUUUGGAAAAAAGAUUGUACAACCAUUUUUCGAUUCUUUUGCUGAGGAACAAAACGCUAAUAUCAAGCAUGAAAAUCUGCACUUAGAUAUCCUUAGCCUGCUUCACUACUUAGAAGUUGUAUAUUUAUUUGACGAAUGUAAGAAUGGUAUAUCGUCCAAAUGCCUAGAUUUUAUCAUUGUUCCAUUGUUAGGCUGUAAUUCGGAAGAGAUUGCUGAUUCCUGCUCCAAGUUAAUGAGAUGGCAUAUCAAAUAUUUAUCGAAAUGCUGCAAUACCGAUAGUAACUUUGAUAAGCUCAUUUGGACAUUUAUCAAACAAUUGUACGCUGAAGGCUCCCAACAAGCUUGGAAGCAAAAGAACAGUUUAUCUUUUCUCCUAAGAUUCCUUUUAGCAGCAGAGUUGUCUCCUGAACUUAUUACUUAUAUAAAGACCGAUGCUUAUUGGAGGCACAUUCAAACAGAGCUGGAUAAUGAUGUGCACGAACACAGAAAAUUGGCACUCUCAAUUCUUAAAUUAACAAUUCAAAAACUGUCAUCUCAUGGUAUAACAUUGCAAACAACAUUUUAUAAAUGCAAUGAUCUAGCAAAUAUCGAGAUGCUGGGUAGCUGGAAGAAAUUCACCACCUUAUAUGAAAUGAUUGCUCUGGACACAUCAUUGAAUCAAAUACAAGCGGCCAAACAAGAUAUAAUAAAAAUUUUUGAUAACGAGCAUUUACACCAUAGUUGGGGCCUUAUCUUGCUUUCUACGGGAUUGAAAUCAUCAAUGGAGAGUGUCAGAAAAUACAUGAUGACGUUAAUGUUCUCGAUUACAAAUAUGUCAGCAUUCUCUUCAAACUUGCCAUUAUUGACAAAAACUCUUCUUCCAGCUGCAAUGUCCGCUCAUUAUUUUGAUGUAAAAGGUGUCAGUUGUCCCCAUGGUGAAAAACUUUCAUUAUUUGUCAAUAACUUACUUUCCCAAACAACAGAAGGCAUAUCAGAUAUAUUAUUUGAAAUUUUGAAAUUAUUGGUGGAAAAAGGGACCUCUUUUGACCCUUCUAGGAUAUACUUGUCCUACGGUAUCUUAGUUUUCUUCCAGAAUAACAAACAGAAAACAAUCAACUCUGACCAUUUGAGUCUGAUCAGGAAAUUGUACGAUUUUGCAGCCGAAGAAGAGGUUCUCGAAACUACAAUCCAAACAAUUUACUUGAAGUUCUUACUGUACAUUGAUCCAUCUGUCUCCGCAUCUGAAUUAUUGUUUACAUUAGUUUCACACAUUAAGUUAAAGGGAGGGACAUACAAAUAUGUUGAGCCUCUUUUUGAAGAUUAUAGGGAUCUUGCCGUUUCUCACUUUGACGAUUUGCAAGCGAAAGAAAACUUGACGACAAACAUCGGAAAGGAUACUAUUUUUGACCUCUUAGCAUCUAUCAUCUUCGAUUUCAAGGAUAUUGAUAUUACUCCCGAUUUUUUAAUUGAAGUUGCGAAGUCGAAGCAAGAUAUACCCGUUUACACUUCAAAGGCAGUUACUUUUCUAACUCAGCUACUUUCAGGCGAACCUUCGAACGGUUAUACCUAUGAAAAUGCAACCGCUUUGUUGUCUUACCCAAAUUUUACAAUAUCUACAUGGAAAUCCAUCAAUGUGAAUAAUUUAUUUAAGUCGGUAAUGGAAAAAUUUUCGCUUGAUAAAUUCAAGUUCUUUGCUGAAAUUUACCAGAAGACUUAUGAAUGUAGGUUCGAUACAAUCGAGCUAAAUUUUAAUGACCUUCUGAGCCUAUAUGAAAUGGUUAAAAAGUCUGCCAAUCAGUGUUCAAGAGAGAGCUUUAAAGUGAAGGACAGCGCUUAUUCUUCUUACUUUGAACUUUUAAAUACCUUCCUGAAAACAUACGCCUUAAAUCGUGACUCUUCUGAAGGAAAUGAUGAUGAGCUUCACAUACUACUACGCUUAGUUGACGAGAAUAUUAACAAAGAUAAUGGGAAUUAUCUGGGGAACCUGGCAGUCUGUAAAUUAUUGUACUUUAUCAUAGAUUCCUACAUCCAUUGCUCCACAUCUGUUUCUGAUGAUGAUAUUUUCAUAGUGAAAUUCAUUUUUGAGAAAUUUUCGUUUAUAUGGGAAUGUAUUAAUAGUGAAAGAUUAGUUUUGAAGGAAAGGGAUCUGCAUUUGAUGCUAAUUAAGGGAUUAUUUCAUCCUGUGAUCCUGUACUUUGGAUCAAAUCAGUAUAUCGAUACUUUGACCUCGAAGUUGGAGGAACAUGCACAAACGAUUAUAUCAUUGAGUUAUUCCAGAAGAAGCCUACUCCCUCUUCUCGGAUCACAACUCAGAGUAUUUAUGAAGUUUUAUGGGAAAUUGUUAAGAGAAGAUGUCAACUAUUGGUGGUUGAUUAACAUUAUAGUAGGUGUUUUCAAACAGCCGCAAAUGGAUGUCAACCUUUACAAGCUCAAACCUGUUAUUUCCAGCCUAUUUGACCACAAACUGAACAAUUAUUACAUAAAAGGCGAUGAACUUUAUGAAAAGGUGUACGGACCCGACGAAAUAUUGGCUAGAGUAUCUAUUAUUGAUUCUAUUUUAUAUGCAAAUGAUCAGUUGAAAAUUCGAUUAAUCGAAAAAGUUACUGAAAAAACAAACGCACUUUAUGCUAUAAAGAGAACCGACGGUGCCGAAGCGUUACAGAGGUUGUUGCAGUGGCAAUUGUUAUUAUUAUCACUACUAACCACCAAUGAAAAAAAAUUAAGCGAAACUAGCAUGAUCAGAAUUCUAAAGAGUAUCGAGGAUGAAAGUUCACCACUAGUAAGAGUAUAUAAAGAAUGGUUCAUUUCCUCAAAGGUUGUUGAUUAUUAUAAAACUGGCAAUCCAAAAUUUGCUGAGGAUUAUCUCUUCUCAUUGCUGGAGGAUCAUAGCAAACCGGUGUUUGUAGUUAGCGCAGAAAAAAUAUGCUUUAUGGUGUUGAAAGAUUUAAGAAACGACGAAAAGAAAUAUGGAUUUACACAGUUACUAGACAGAUUCAUUUGCACGUUAGUUCCUAACGCAGCUUCAAACAAACCUCUGGUAAGGCAUUUUUCUAAUUCUCUAAUAAUUUCAUUAUGGCCUACAUUCAAAGCCUACCUAUCGGAUCACACACUGAGAAACAUCAUUGAGAACUUAUAUUCCAAUGCCAAAAAGACUCAAAUAUUUGGUCAAUAUCGUGCCGGGGAUGCCAACAUAUGGGAUCUGAAGGGUGAUAGGAAAUUAACGAACAUGUUUGGUGGUGUGCUCAAAAAAGUUACCGACCAUGAUUGCCCGUACAUUUCUGAGUCUGUUUUCGAAAAAUAUUUGCAGGAGAAAGAUAUUGUUCCUAUAGGUACCGAUGAAAGGUCCUUAUGGCUUGAUAAAAGAGACACCAAUACGGAAUCUGUUAACAACGCGAACAUCUCCUGUGACACUUCUCCACUGCAAACAAAAAGUGGAGCUUGGGAAACCGUUCUGGAUCUGGACAAUAAAAAAUCGAAUGAUGUCGUUACACGUUCUGAAUUGAUUGUGGUAUCUUCAUUAGUUGAUAAGCCGCCAAACCUGGGAGGUAUUUGUAGGUUAUGUGAUGUUUUAGGUGUGGGACUGCUUACUGUACAAGACAUCAAAGUCAAAAACCAUCCUCAAUUUAAAAAUGUUGCUGUGACUGCUGAUAGAUGGAUGCCCAUGGAGGAAGUUGCCCUAGAUGAGAUUGCAAGUUUCAUGAAAGAGAAAAAGAAGGAAGGGUACACAUUAAUUGGGCUAGAGCAAACGGAUAAAUCAGUGAAGCUAGACAACAAUUUCCAAUUCCCUAAAAAAUCAUUGAUCUUGCUAGGAACCGAAGCAUUCGGUAUUCCGGGGACUUUGUUAAGCGAAUUGGAUUUAUGUUUAGAGAUUCAACAAUUUGGUGUGAUCAGAUCAAUGAAUAUUCAAACGGCAACCGCAGUUAUCGUUCAUUCCUAUACAGUUCAACACAUGUAA